CCUUAAAUAUGUUUAUGCUGGCUUGACAGAAGACUGGAAAGCGACCAGAUGGAAUUCUGCACUGCCUUCUUAACAGCUUCCACACAUUUUAAAUUGUAUCGCACACAUUUUUAGCUGACUUUCCUGCUAUCAAACAGCCCUGGCGUGACUACAAAAGCCUAUCCGGGAGGCUCGGCUGCGCUGUGAACCGGGACAGAAGCGGUCAAGACAUCUAAAGAUACCCAACCAAACAUCUUCCCACUGAAGGUCCCAAGGCGAGUGUGUGUGUGUGUCCAUCAUGCCGCUGUUUGGGAAAUCCCACAAGAGUCCGGCGGACAUCGUCAGGACCCUGAAGGAAAACCUGGCCAUCCUGGUCAAACAGGAUAAGAAGACAGACAAGGCGUCUGAGGAGGUGUCGAAGUGUUUGGUGUCCAUGAAGGAGAUUCUGUACGGUAGCAACGAUAAGGAGCCUCACACUGAGACUGUGGCCCAGCUGGCCCAGGAGCUGUAUAACAGUGGCCUGCUCAUGUCACUGGUAGAAAACCUGCAGGUCAUAGACUUUGAGGGGAAGAAGGAUGUGUGUCAGAUCUUUAACAACAUCCUGAGGAGGCAGAUUGGGACGAGGAGCCCCACCGUCGAAUAUUUCUGUUCCCACCAAGAGGUCCUCUUUAUACUGCUGAAAGGGUAUGAGACACCCCAGGUAGCGUUGAAUUGUGGGAUCAUGCUAAGGGAGUGUAUCCGCCACGAGCCACUCGCCAAGAUAGUUCUUCAUUCGGAUCAUUUCAACAGUUUCUUCAACUACGUGGAGAUGUCCACCUUCGACAUCGCCUCCGAUGCCUUCGCCACCUUCAAGGAUCUCCUGACAAGACACAAAGUGCUUGUGGCUGAAUACCUCGAACAGAACUACGAUGCUGUGUUUUCAGACUAUGAGAAGCUGCUGCACUCUGAGAACUACGUCACAAAGAGGCAGUCUCUAAAGCUUCUGGGCGAGCUGUUGUUGGACAGACAUAACUUCACGGUGAUGACGCGCUACAUCAGCAAGCCUGAGAAUCUCAAGCUGAUGAUGAAUCUGCUAAGAGACAAGAGUCCCAACAUCCAGUUUGAGGCCUUCCAUGUCUUCAAGGUUUUUGUAGCGAACCCCAACAAGACGCAGCCCAUCGUCGACAUCCUGCUGAAGAACCAGACCAAAUUAAUCGACUUCCUGAGCAACUUCCAGAAGGAACGCACAGAUGACGAGCAGUUCAACGACGAGAAGACCUACCUAAUCAAACAGAUCAGGGAUCUGAAGAAACCGGCCUCCUAGAGAAACAUCCCUCCCUGCCUCUAUCCCAACUUUUUAUCAAUAGGAAGACAUACAGUUAAAAAAAAACACAUUAACAAUAAUGGUUAUUCUAUUUAAAAAAAAAAAAACCUUCAAGACUUUGUCUUUUUUCUCUUUGUUGGUUCAUUUAAACUGCAAGAGUAGUUCUCCAUCACCAAUCUUUCUUUUGUAAAUGUUUCUCCUGAACUUUUUUCUUUUUCUUUUUUCAUCUGUAGUGUGUAGUGCCACAACUCAUGGUUGGGGGCAGCUGAUUUGCUCUGUUGGGAGAACCAGCGGUUAAAAAGCUUCGGUCAAAAUAGUCGGACAAAACAGACAUGACCAUUUUUGUAAUGUUAUCACAGUCACCAGUUGCAGGUGCUCUGUUAGUCGCUGCACACUAGUUCAUUGCUGCAAAUCAAAAAAAUAAUGAAGAAUUUCUGCUUUUUUUUUUUUUUUUGCUGGGUCAACAUGUCUGGUCGGAAUCAGGCAAAACAUAUACUUUAGAGUGAGAACAUCACUCUAAACACAACACAAGUGUGAAACACAUUCUCAGUCAUUGCUAAAAGCUUUGUUAGCCAAAUGGCAACAAUAAUCCUCAGUUACCUUCUGCUAGCCAAACGCCUCUUUCUUAUCGUACUGCCAAAGCCAACGAUUGCUCAAGUUUUCUCUCUCUAAAACUAACAAGCAUCAUCAGACUUAAAUAUAUUUCCGAAAUGUCAGCGUAGCUUUGAGUCUCAUCUUCCUUACUAUUCCUCAAAAGUUAAUGUUGUAGCUAAUUGGUGAUGCAAAACUCAACAUCUGCUUUGCUUAUUUCUGACAGUGUCAUGACAGAUUUUAGCCAGUUCAACGAGGGAAAGGCUGAAGCAGUUCUCUGAAGUUGAGAAUACAUUACAUAAUAUAUAAAGGCUGAUUUGCCUAUGGUAAUAGCUUUCCAGUAUCACAAAGAUUCGGCACUUGUCCGCAAAAUGUUUGGCAGGUCACCGCGGAUGUCUUCUUGAAGUGUGCUGUAAGUUUUAAGUUUUAAAUUGGCUCUGGUCAUGAUUUGAUUUUCCUAAUGUGAUCCUGCAGUUUAAGAGGGGUUAAUCUGAACCACUCUAACUUGCAAAAGUUACUUUAGUCAAUCAUGAUUCAAAAAACCUGUGCUAUUCAUAUUACCCAUAUAAGCUUUAGUAAGACUGAGACUGACUGACUGAAUAGAUGUGUUUUAGUCACUGUUGACCAAAAAUUGCCAACAAAAAAUAGUAAUUGUAGGAAUAUUUUAUUUAAGACUUGGAAUGAAGGGCCUUUUUAAUUGAGUCAGUGGGCUGCUAUCGGUACAGUAAGCUCCAAUCAUUUUGAUCACUGGUUCUCUUUGCUGGUGGCUGAUAGCACUUUCUGUAUGAUAAUAAUAAUAUGAUGAUUCAUAUGGUUUUUUUUUUUGUUUUGUUUUUUUGUUAAUUUUAAGCUGAUCACUGUUUUCACAUCGCUUGAUGGUACAUUUGUUUUUUAUAUAUAGUUUCAUUUCUUGUCAUGUACAGUUUAUGGUUUGUACACCUGAAGCGAGUGCCAUUGUGAGUGAGAACAUUGAACAUUAACAGGAGGCACUUUGCUCUUGUUGAGAGAGGCGAGCAGCUGUUUGUGUUUUAGUUUCACUCCUUUUCUUUCUGUACUGUAACAAGUGUUUUUGUUUGGAUUUGGAUCUGAUGUUGGUAUUAGAAUGGAAACAGGUGAGAAGAUUCAGAGGUGCCUUUUUGGUUUGGUGUGUUUUCCCUUCUUUUCUUUUCUCUUAUCUUUUUAUUUUUUGUAUUUUCAGUAUCUUUUUAGGGGGAGCUUAAUUAUUAUGUUAUUGAAAAUAUGCUCUGGAUAGAACAUAUUUGUUGUGAUUAAGCAGUGAACCUCUUAACUCACCAUAUUUGAGUUACGCUGUCAAAGAAACAUUUUAAACUGUUUGCAGCUGAUUGGUUGCCAUUGUGUAUGGAGCAGGGUCACAGUUUCCCUUUGAGUUUGUCGCCAAAGUAGCGCUGAUUCAACACGUGAAUUACAAACUGUGUCGGCUACAAACUCAUCGGGAAACUCGUCGCAGAGUGAGGCCAAAGUUGACCUGUAACAGGAUUCGAUGGUGAAUUGUAACUGUGAAAAAUCCACAUGUAGUUAAAAGGACCAUAACGUGCAAAAUCAAUGAGGUUGAAACGCUACUUUUAAAGUGGUGUUGGCUUUUUAUUUGACCUCAAUGAAAAAUUAUCAUAUUCCCAUUUUCUAAAAAUUACAUUGGCAUUUAAGUCAGUAAAAUUCAGAAUUUAUUUCCCAAUCAAUAUUUGAUGUGCAUUCAUUAGGUUUCUUUGAGCCUCCACAGAAGUUUUAUGUUUAAUGGAGUCAUGAUGAAUAAAAAUGACUAAAAAAGACCUUUCACUAGACUAAUGUUUAGCUGUCUAAACAGAAAUAAAGGCACUAGUGGAGAACAGUAGGGUGACAGUAACAAUUGUAAACCUGGAAUUGCCAUUCUGCUUUUUUUUUAUCUGGUGUAAAAGAAAAAUGGAAAAACUAGUUCUCCAUGUUUUGUCUUUUGGGUGAAAACUAAAAAUACCAGCUUUUUUAAUGUUAUAAGCUGUGACAUAUUACACUAUAUCAGAAAAUAACAUGAGAUGCAAAAGUAGACCAGCCAGCUUUACAGCAGACCAAACGCAAAUGCGUCUUUGAUUUUGCCUGUUUUUUUUUUUUAAACUAAAAUAAUAAGCAGAAGAACUCCACAUUAUCUUCCCAGUGUCCUCUCUGAAAGCAGCCACCAUUCCCCCACAUUGAUGCUAUUGUACCACAUUCAUGAGAAAUAAAAGGAUGGGAAUGCA
This is a messenger RNA of Siniperca chuatsi (mandarin fish), 4101 nucleotides long. It is a transcript of the gene cab39l, whose product is annotated as calcium binding protein 39-like. Gene Ontology annotation, molecular function: protein serine/threonine kinase activator activity. Gene Ontology annotation, biological process: intracellular signal transduction. The record is from RefSeq and is a predicted model, not a curated record. Lineage: Eukaryota; Metazoa; Chordata; Actinopteri; Centrarchiformes; Sinipercidae. Bases 278 to 1282 code for a protein of 334 amino acids. The transcript is spliced from 9 exons.